Messenger RNA from Glycine soja, 1001 nucleotides. RefSeq lists its product as uncharacterized. The record is from RefSeq and is a predicted model, not a curated record. The coding region runs from base 68 to 775 and encodes 235 amino acids. Lineage: Eukaryota; Viridiplantae; Streptophyta; Magnoliopsida; Fabales; Fabaceae. The transcript has 2 exons.
CUUUCAAACCUUCCAUUCCAUUUAUAGCUCUCACAAGCCAAGAAAAAAAAAAAUUAAGUUAGUAUGUAUGAAUGUAUGUGUUCUUAGUAAUCAUAAAGUGCUAAGUCAAAUACAAAUAUUGUUUGUGUGUGGUGGUUUGAUCAACAACACACAGAAGGGGUAUCUCAAAAACACAACAACAUUGGAGAUUAUGGAGCUAGCGCAAAAGAAAGGAUUUCUGGUUCAUCAUGAGUACGAUGAUCUUGUUGGUUCUUUUUAUUCUUCCUCGACAUCUUCUUCUGUUUCUGGAAUUUCAAGUGGGUCAUCGUUGGAAUCUGAUUCUUUUGAAGAAGUAACAUCCCCUGCCUCUUCUUCUCCCUCAUCAUCAGUUGAUGAUCAACUUGUAGUUGUUGCUGAUCCAUUGAGUGACAUGUCUUCUCUCUUUCAACAACUUCCCAUCAAGAGGGGGCUAUCAAAAUUCUACCAGGGAAAGUCACAAUCUUUUACUUCACUAACAAAUGUGAGGAGCUUGGAAGAUCUUGUAAAGCCAGAGAACCCUCACAACAAAAGAUUGAAGUCUUACAAGAGCUAUGCAGGAGGGUUGGCAGAGAGCCAUUCAACAAGGGUUGUUUCUAAGGGGGGAAUGAUGCAUUCAACAAGUUCAAGAGGUUCAUGUUCUUCUUUGGGAAGGGGCAGUGUCACUAACUUCAUGGGUAGUAAUAGUAGGCCAUCAAUUCCUUCUCAUAGAUCUACCAGCACUAACACCAUCCCUAAUCAAACUGUGUUGUUUGCUUAAAAGGGAUUCUGUGAUGUUUCUUUUUUUUGUUCAACCAAGGUUUUUGUUUUUGAUGAUGUGUAGAUUAAGUAGUUUCAUUCGAAGAGAAAUGUUGGAGAUUGGAGGAAAAAAAUAGUACUUUGGGUACACCUAAUCUGAUUUUUUCUUUCUUUUUAAAUGGAAGUGCCAUUCACAUGUGCAAUUUUGAUUCACAAUUUUAAUGCAAUUGAGUUAAUUUUUCUGACAA